Messenger RNA from Ipomoea nil (Japanese morning glory), 1089 nucleotides. Its product is annotated as pectinesterase 2-like. Gene Ontology annotation, molecular function: pectinesterase activity. The coding region runs from base 1 to 1089 and encodes 362 amino acids. Lineage: Eukaryota; Viridiplantae; Streptophyta; Magnoliopsida; Solanales; Convolvulaceae. The transcript has a single exon. Gene Ontology annotation, biological process: cell wall modification. The record is from RefSeq and is a predicted model, not a curated record.
AUGGUAAACCAGCUUGUGAUGGUUACUGUGCUACUCCAUUAUCUCUGCCCAGGUGUUUUCUCAGACGACUCAAUUCCUAUCCCAGCUAAUAAGGAUGAAGUGAACAGUUGGUUCCACUCCAAUAUCCAGCCCCCUUCAACUAGAAAGAACCUCAACCCUGAACUGGCUAAGGCGGAGGCUAAACCCAAACAUAUUAGGGUUUGUAAGAAUGGGAAGGGAGAUUUCAAAACCAUUAAGGAAGCCAUAGACAGCGUUCCCACUGGUAAUACACAGCGCGUGAUUAUUUCAAUCGGCCCGGGGAAUUACACGGAGAGAUUGAAGAUCGUGAGGGAGAAGCCGUUUAUAUCCUUGCACGGCGACGAUAAGGACCGGCCGUCGAUCAUCGGUUGUAGCACGGCGGCUCAAGACGGCACGGUUAUGAGCGCGACGGUGAUCGUGGAGGGCGAUUACUUCAUGGCGAGCUGUAUCAACAUCAUCAAUUCGGCUCCCCGGCCGGACGGGAAACGGAAAGGAGCGCAAGCGGUGGCGCUGACGCAGAGCGGCGACAUGGCGGCGUUCUACAACGUGAGACUCCACGGCUUCCAGGACACAUUCUGCGACGACAAAGGCCGCCAUUUCUUCAAAGAUAGCUACAUCGAAGGCACCGUGGAUUUCAUCUUCGGGAACGGGAAAACUCUGUAUGUGGAUACAGAAUUGCACGUAAUCGAAGGCGAUAACAUGGCGGUGGUCACAGCUCAAGCGCAGCACACGCGCGAGGAGGAUACAGGCUACUCUUUCGCGCAUUGCAAAGUAACAGGGGUAGGGGAAGGGGCGCUUCUAGGGAGAGGGUGGAUGGCGUUUUCCAGGGUGGUAUUUGCGUAUUGUGAAAUCAGUGACGCCAUUAAGCCGGAGGGGUGGCAUGGGGUGCCCGGAAAAACCCACUAUGGAGGAACCACAUAUUUUGGGGAAUAUAAGAACACCGGGCCGGGGGCUAAAUUGACCGCCCGUCCCAAUUUCGUGAAGAAGAUGAAGGAUCAAGAAGUGAAGAAAUUCAUCAGCUUUGGUUUCAUAGAGGCUUCCAAAUGGUUGCUUCCCCCCGCCAAAGUCUAA